Molecule: messenger RNA, 1914 nt
Organism: Dicentrarchus labrax (European seabass)
Lineage: Eukaryota; Metazoa; Chordata; Actinopteri; Moronidae
Product: trace amine-associated receptor 8a-like
Exons: 2
Coding region: 1-990 (329 amino acids)
Biological process (GO): G protein-coupled receptor signaling pathway
Cellular component (GO): membrane
Molecular function (GO): trace-amine receptor activity
Source: RefSeq, a predicted model, not a curated record
AUGGAGACCUUAAAGGGAAGUGAACUCUGCUUUCCACAAUUCCUCAACACCUCCUGCAGGAAGCCAGUGCGUCCUCACUUUGAGACCAUGCUGAUUUACAUUCUGCUGUCCUCCAUCUCUCUGCUCACUGCAGUUCUUAACCUGCUGGUCAUCAUCUCUAUCUCCCACUUCAAGCAGCUCCACACCCCCACCAACCUCCUCCUCCUCUCUCUGGCUGUUUCUGAUUUCUUCGUGGGCCUCCUCAUGUUCUUUCAAGUUGUCCUUACAGACGGCUGCUGGUUCCUCGGUGACCUCAUGUGUGUUCUGUAUUAUAUUUUAGACUUUAUUGUGACCUCUGCCUCAGUAGGAACCAUGGUGCUCAUAUCAGUUGACCGCUUUGUGGCCAUUUGUGACCCUCUACAUUACCCCUCCAAAAUCACUGUGAAAGGAGUAACAAUCUGUCUUUGCCUUUGUUGGGUUUGUUCUUUUCUAUACACCAGUUUCACAAUGAAAGAUAACUUUAAACAACCAGGCAUGUAUAAUUCCUGCUUUGGCGAGUGUGUGGUUGUUAUUAGUUAUGCUCUAGGAAUUGCAGAUCUUUUUUUAACCUUUAUUGGUCCUGUCACAGUCAUUGUAGUUCUGUAUAUAAGAGUAUUUGUGGUGGCUGUGUCUCAGGCUCGUGCCAUGCAGUCACAUAUUGCAGCUGUCAGACUCCAGAAAUCAGUGAAAGUAACUGCUAAAAAAUCUGAAAUGAAAGCAGCCAGGACUCUUGGUGUUGUUGUAGUUGUGUUUCUAAUAUGUCUCUGCCCAUAUUUUUGUGUCACACUUACAGGCCAGGACACCUUACUUAAUGCUUCAUCUGCUGCCUUUGUAAUAUGUUUGUUCUAUUUUAACUCCUGUCUGAAUCCUCUAAUCUAUGCCUUUUGUUAUCCCUGGUUUAGAAAAUCUAUUAAACUCAUCGUUACACUUCAGAUACUGCAGCCCAACUCUUGUGAGACCAACAUACUGUAAACAGACACUGUGGAGUGACUGAAAGUAGGCCUUUUCUGUGUUAAGGAAAAUGGAUUGUAAAUAGACCUGUACUUGUAUACCGCCUUUCUAGUCUUCUGACCACUCAAAGUGCUUUUACACUACGUGCCACAUUCACCCUUUCACACACAAAGUCGAUCAAAUGGAAACCAAGUCAGUCAUUCACAUUCACACAUUGAUGACAUAGCAUUGGGAGCAAUUUGGGAUUCAGUAUCUUGCUCAAGUAUACUUCGACAUCCAGCCAGAAGAGCCAGGGAUCGAACCAACGACCUUGCAACAUUAAUUUAAAAAACCCACACAAGUUGCAGUUUUUCACAUUAUGCACGCAAGUAAAACGUAAGCAAAUUCACUAUAUAGUAAAUAUACAUCUAUGUGUGUUUUUAGAGCUGAGCCCUGACCUCGGUCCUGCGGAGGAGAGAGACGGAGAAGCAAGCCAAACAUAAAAUGAUAGCAAAACAUGGUAACACUAGGUGCUGCACCCUGGAUAUAACAUUAUGAAUUUGGAUCGUAGCAGCUAUGCUGACUUGAAUACACGACAAACUGCCAAGCGCACCUAGAGUGCUUUGUGUUCAUAAUGCCCAGAUUAAGUUAACCGCAAUGCGGACUUGAAACCAUCUGUAUGGUUGGAUUCAGAGGGGUCUAUACAGAAUAAAUGCUGACUAAUUCCUCUGAGUUCAUUUGGAGGGGUGAAAGGGGCCAAGUGUGAAAACAGCCUUUGUCAGGCCAAAGGAAGGUGGUUUUGCUGUGAUCUUUGGAAUCCAAAAAGGACUGAAUUGCUUUCUUGCUGAUCAGAAGAUCAAUACUUUCUCACAUCUGUCCAGUAAAACAUGCAACAGGCAUAUGCUUUACUUACCAUUGUUAAAACAUUACAUAGUCAAUAAAAAGCAGAACUGCAUUGGAAGAUUA